Molecule: messenger RNA, 9319 nt
Organism: Podarcis lilfordi (Lilford's wall lizard)
Lineage: Eukaryota; Metazoa; Chordata; Lepidosauria; Squamata; Lacertidae
Source: the annotation of a GenBank genome assembly
CAACGCAGGAACUCCUUGUCGGUCGUUGCCGGGAACAUGGCUCCCACCGUGGAGUCGGCGGCGGGUCCUGGGUCAGCGGCCGAGCUCCUGCUGCAGAGACUAGAGCUAGCAGGAGCCCAAGGCGAAGCGAGGCUCUGCAGCUUGGAGGCGGCUGCGGCGCUGGGCUUGGACCACCAGGUGCUGGUCGGGGCCGUGAAGAGCCUGCAGUCGUUGGGGGAGGUAAGUGGGCGUGGCGGUCUCUGGCCACGCCCCUGUGAGCCGUCGCGGGAGUGGCGUCAUCCUUACCUGCCCUCGGAAGGAAGAGGGACGCUUCUGCGUACCUGAGGCGGGGGACAGGAGAACUGCGCAUGCGUGCUGGCCUGUGUUCUCUUGGUAGUAGAGCGGCGCUCUAUGGCUCCUUUAAGAAAAUGACAGGGGGCGGAGCGUAGGAUCCCCACAGAGUUAUUAAAAGGGUAGAUGGGCACACUCCUUUAAUUCCUUUUUUGAAUGGGGGGUGGACUUUGCUUUGUUUUAACAUUUCCCUCAGGUGUGAAAGCGAGAGUUGCAGUGUUGUAUCCCCAAAUUUCAGGUUCGGUUUGACUCAGCAGCCUUUCUCCACCUUGGGUCUUCCCCCCCCAUGUCAUUGAACUACAACUCCCAGCAUCCCCAGGUAGCAGGACAAGCAGCUAGGGAUGAUGGGAGUUGUAGUCCAACGUCAGGACGGGCACCCAAGGUUGGGAAAGGCUGGUCUUGAAAGCAAGCCACUUGUGUUCUGCAGUUGCUGCUGCUUCACAGGCUGGGCCAAAACAGAGAGGAGAGCCUUACUUUAAAAAAAAUACAAAACCCAACAGCCUGAUGUUGCUCUAGGGGGCUUAGUUUGGUUAGAAUCGAGUACUGUAUACACUUCCACAGUUAAUGCUAAAUACAUUUCUUCUGGUAAGUGAGCCACUAUAGCUGAUGGAGGGCCGUGAAAAUUUGUGUCCUGUGAGCCUUUUAGAUUCGUCUACUCAUGUACUGUCUGAAACUAAAGGGGUGCAUUGGUUUGCAUAUGUGAUUCCAACCCUCCCCCCAGCUCUCCUACCCCACUAUGAAACAGUAUGGAGUAGUUGAUAAAGUGUAAGAUUUGUACUUGGGAAAACCAAAUUAAAAUCCAUCCAUAGCUAUAAAGACUAGAACAGGGGUGGCUAAUCUGUGGCACUCAUAUGUUGCCAGACUCGCAGCUCUCAUGAGCUCUAACCAACAUACCCAGUGGACAUGGAUGGUGAAAUUUGCUGUCCAGUAACAUUUGGACAGCCACCGGUUGGCCAUUCCAAGCCUAGAGAGCAACCCUGGACAAAUAGAUGUUAGCCUAACCAACUUGACAGGAUUGUGAGGAUUAAAAUGCUCUCUUUUUGUUAAAUGUCUUUCCAAAGUGCUCCUUCACAAAGUUUCCACUUGUCCUCUAAGAUAGUCAUGUCCUACAGCAGAGCUUUCCAAACUGUGUGUCACGACACGUCAGUUUGUAAACUGCAGUGUGUAGGUGUGUUGUGCAAAAACUCUCUGUGCUCCUCCUGGGGCUGGAAAGGGGCUAGUUUGACCUCCGGUUUGCUAGUAAAACUGAAUUACUGUGUCGUGAAAUGAUGGUUAUUAUUUAUGUUUAUUGUAUUUUAUAUUGUCACUUUAUAAAUUAAAAGGAUCUCCAGGUGACUUACAAACAAUAACACAUAAAUUUAAAUCAACAUAGGACUAAAACUGAGUGAAAGCUAAAAAUACAUUCAUAUUUAUAACGAGGCAGUACAUACACAUCCCACCUACUGAAGAAGGCCACAGAAAAUUAAAGACCAAAGAAAAAGGUUUUUGACUGGUGCCUGAAGAUAGAUAGUGAUGGUGCCAUGUUUGUCUUCUGGGGAGAGCAUUCCAAAAGCAAGUUCAGUCUUGUUCUGACUGAAGAGCAGUUUCCUAAGAAAAUGAAAUCCUAGUAAAGACUUUUUUUGAAGGCUUGCUAGGGAGAAAUCUCAGUGGUUUAUCUCAGCAUUGAUAUGGUGGGGGGCAUUGAAAGCACCCUAAAAUCUCCAGCUCUCAGCUGUGGCCUUCUUUCGCUGAGGCAAUAAGACUGUGUCUGUGCUGUUCCAUUUCAGGCUACAAGUGUAUUACAUGAUGGAAGUAUGAUAACAUAUGACAAAGAAGAUAUUGCUAGAAUUUUUCUGGCUGAUAUGCUUGUUUUUCAUGUGCAAGGAUUAUUGAUUGAUUGCAUGGAAAAUCAGUUGCCAUGUGAACCCCUAGCUAUAAUCUGAAGUGAUUUAGCACAGGCAUAUGUUAGCCCUUUCAGCAAAAACUAGGACUGGAUCAGGGUGGGGUUCUACACAAACAAAUAUUCUAGAUGGACAGUAAAAACCAAUGAGCUGUAAGAUAAUUGGGGUCUUUUCAGAUAGGACCACCAGUAUUCAGUUGUCUUUCAAAUACUGCCUUAUAACACUCCCUUUUUUCUGCUUCAAGCUCCAGCCCCCACCUCCUUUCAGACCCUUUCUACCCGUGCUGAUGUUCUCAAUUGUCCUCUCUAGGUGAUUGAGGCUGAGCAAUGCACAUCCAAGAAGUGGGAGCUGACACCUGAGGGCAAAGAAAUUGUCCAGGAAGGGAGCCAUGAAGUUCGAGUGUUUAACAGCAUCCCCCCUGAAGGCCUGGUCCAGAGUGAGCUGAUGGUAAAAGUUUACUGAGGUUAUCUUCCCUGUGGGCUUAUUUGAUUAAGUAGCUUUUGGAUACCUGACAGUGUCACUUUUGGUUCUUUUCACUGUAGAAGCUGCCAAGUGGAAAGGUGGGAUUCAGCAAAGCAAUGUCCAAUAAGUGGAUCCAGCUAGACAAGACCGCAGAAGGUGGACCCCGGGUCUUCCGGGCGGUGGGUAAUCCUUACUCCUUAUCAGUUUGGGUUUGGGUUUCUGCAGGGUUUGUGUCAGAAAAGGGGUUGGACAGUGCGGAUGAGUGUUGGUUUCAAUCCAAGGAUGUUGGGAUGGGGAAGACGGCAUCAGGGCCCUGAAGUUUCCUUUUUUUCCCUUCUAGGUGGAGACUGUGCAGGACUCUGUCAGAGAGAAGCUGCUGCAGGUGGAGCAGGGUGAGGGUGACAAACUAGAAGAGAAGGACAAGAAUGAACUGAAGAAGCGGAAACUCCUGGCAGAAGUGUGAGUUGAGCCUCUGUCAUCCCACUCUGCAUGGGAUGAUCUAUGUUUUCAGGACUAAUUUCACCCUUUUUGCAGUAGAAAUGUUCUACAGUCUCAAUGAGCAGAUUAGUUCAUUGUGCAUUCUCAGGGUAUCUGAAUGUGUGCCUGAACAUUGGAAGAAAAUUUCCUGUUUGGAAAGUGCUUUGCAGUUACCUCAUUUAUUGUUGCUUGCAUUGCCAGGAGGGAGCUGAGGCUGUGUGUGUGUGCGCGCGCGCACGCUCGCGCACUUGUCUGAUUAGAUCUAUAUCUGUGUUGGGAUUUGAACCCACCUCUCUAGCAUUGUAUCCACUAGACUGCAGGACCUCUUGUUUACUGUGCUUGUUGUAUUUUGAAACAAGUUUAUAUUUGCUUUCAGGACCAUUAAGACAUACUGGAUCAGUAAAGGAAAUGCUUUCAGUACCACAGUUAGCAAGCAGGAAACGGACCUCACUCCAGAGAUGAUUGCCAGGUAAGGAACUGUUCUAGUCCUCAUUUAAAGUCGGACUAACAGGGGAUCUGAGCUCUUUGUCCGAUUUGGGUCUGUCUGUGUCUCUUUAGUUGCCAUUUCAGUUUGCUCUUGGGUUCCGGGUGUGAACCUUGGCUGUGAAAAUGCUGGCUUCAAACCAUAGAAUCAAGAUUUGCCAAAUACCCACUCGGCUGUUGUGGGAUUGCUGUCGUAGACAUUAACCGCUUUGUAACAAAUCUCAGCACAACUCUUGACCACUCUGCUUCCCAUUACUUGUUGGUAGCUGCCUUCUCUGCAUUCCUAGUUCUGCAUGGAAGGUGAUCUGAAAAGACCCGCAGCCCGUUGCAAAGUUAACUUUCCCCCCUGUUUUCCCUACACUUGUUCCUAAACUUUCAGUGGCUCCUGGAAAGAUUUGAAGUUCAAGGCGUAUAACUUUGAGGCACUGGGCAUUAUGCCUGAAAGCGGACAUCUCCACCCACUCCUCAAGGUCCGCAGCCAGUUCCGGCAGAUCUUCCUUGAAAUGGGGUGUGUACUUCAAUGUCUGCAAAAUAUUGGGGUAUGUGGGUGUGACAAAAUGGUGAUUGCGGGUGGUGAGGUGUGUUCUACCAUGCCGUGUGCGUGGUACAUGCCCAUGAGGCCUGCACAGCUGGCUGUAGAUUCAAUACACGCCUGUCUUCGGAAUUCUGCCCAUCCUUGCUUCUUUUCCUCGGAGGAGGCAGUGCAUUGUAGCCCAAGCUUGACGUCAUGGCACAGUCUGCUGAGGAGACUGGGCUAGCAUUUGUCAUUUACCUGCCCAUGCAGACAACUCCAUGUGAUGAAGACUGUGCUGGCAAAGCACUGGGACGGGAGCAAACCUCCCCCCGCUGCUCUUCUAGGCUUGAGUACAUCUUGAUGUCCCUGCCAUGUGCCCAUCGUCAUUAGCCAGUCUUCUGUGAUGUGCCAUAUUAAUGGGGGUGGGGUGGGGAUAGACUUAUUGCAAUUAAUGGGUCUAAAUUUGUCAUUUUAAUUAAUUAAUUUCAGUGGAUCAACCCUUGAAAAAAACUUUGCUUAAUGGCUGUGUGUUUCCCUUCUCAGUUUUACAGAAAUGCCCACCAAUAACUUCAUUGAGAGCUCCUUCUGGAACUUUGACGCCCUCUUCCAGCCACAGCAGCAUCCAGCUCGGGACCAGCAUGACACCUUCUUCCUAAAGGGUCAGUCACACUGCUUGGGCCACGCAUGACCUUUGUAUCCGGUUUCAUAGCUGGCAAAGAGGCUGUGGAUCAGGAUCUUGGGACAGCUUCAUUUUGGGAGCCAGUUGAGCCCCAAGUAUCUAGCAUAUGUUCUUCUCUUUGUGUUGGGUGUUUCAUAUCUUACGGGCUUUAGUGGAAUGGCUACCUAUCUUGCUAUGGAUAGUCGGCAGGCCUCUCCUCUCUUUAUCUCUUUAUCUGGAGAGUAGUAAGGGGCUGACUCCAGCCUCUUUCUUUCGCUACUGGACAGUCUGGAGCCCCAUAUGCCCAGUCACUUGCAUGUGCCUUCUUCCUUCUAGAUCCUGCUGAAGCCAUCGACUUCCCCAUGGAUUACCUGAAGAGGGUAAAGAGGGUUCAUUCACAAGGAGGUUACGGCUCUCAGGGGUGAGACUCAACAGCAUUUUUUCUGCAGUUCUAGUGCUGGGCCUGGAAGUGCGAAAAGGUUAUGAAAAGCAUCUCCGCACCAGUCAGCUCACAUUAGUGUGCAACAUGUUGUACAGGAGAACAAAUGGUUUGCUGCUGCAGCAUAUAGCAUAGAGUUUUCUCCCAUUCCCAAGUCUGGAGGGUGAUGGGGGCACUUCUCUCUGUGACACUUGUGCUACAAGGUUAGGUGGAGAGAGGAGUUGAUUGGCAGGUGCUGUCAUCUGGGCCACAGUGCUUUUGGAAAUAGCCAUAGGGUCCAUGUUCAUUUGUAAACAGCAGAGGAGUUGGGAUUUUGAUAAGUAAGGAAGGGAAAUCCCAAAUCUGUAUCAUGCUGUUGGGAAAUGGGAGACCCUUCAAAAAAGAAGCUUGAGUCUAGUAGGCAAACUGUUUCUCUUCAUUUUCCAAGCAAUAGCACCCAUCACAGGGCCUGUUUCAGCUCCUGUACCUCAGAUAUUAACUGCUGGAGUCACACCCCACAUCUCAAUCUUUCCCUCCCAGGUACAGAUAUGAGUGGAAGCUGGAGGAGGCUCGGAAGAACCUCCUUCGGACGCACACCACAUCCGCCAGUGCUCGCAUGCUCUAUCAGCUGGCGCAGCAGGUAACUAUCCAGUAAAAACUCUUUCCUGCCUAGAUGUAUCCUAGCUAUGAAGGCUGACAAAACAACAGGUCAUUGAAGAGUUUCCAUAUAAAGUAAUGCCAGGCUUCAUUUACCUAGGAACUGUCAGGUUGGAGCGAGGAAUACAAAUUCAAUUAAUAAUAGUAAUCUAAAGCUGGUAGGAUAAAAACGCUCUGAGGCUGGGAUGGUCUGCCUGCCUGCUGAGACUGAAGUACUUGAACCAAUCCAAAGUGUGGAACUGUGACAACUGCUUCUUCUCCUGCAGGAGAAAUUCACCCCCGCCAAAUACUUUUCCAUCGACCGUGUCUUCAGGAACGAGACACUCGACGCCACCCACCUGGCUGAGUUUCACCAGAUUGAAGGGGUGGUAGCCGAUUAUGGCUUGACACUGGGCGACCUGAUGGGUGUCUUGAAAGAGUUUUUCACCAAAAUGGGUAAGAGCUGUUGAAUAAGAGGGAGGAUACAGAGUGGACUCCAGUUGGGAAGCAGUCUGGCAGGAAACAGGCUCCUUGGUGGUUGUCUUCUCAGUUUUCAGGGACCAGCCUCCCAGCUCCAUUCAUCUCUCUCUCUCUCUCUCUCUCUCUCUCUCUCUCUCUGUGGCAGGAAUCACCCAGCUGCGCUUCAAACCCGCUUACAAUCCUUACACAGAGCCCAGCAUGGAGGUGUUCAGCUACCACCAGGGUGAGUGCAGGAAGAUAGCUGUGUACUGUUCUGUGGAACCGUGACGCUGUGCCACAGGAGUCCUCCAUGUCCCUGGCAGUAUCUCUUUGCUCCUGCCCUUGGGAAUCAAAGCAAGUUGCCUAGUAGCUGAGCUGAGUAGCAGCCGGCGUUACUGGCAGCAGAGGUCAGGUACACCAAGGAAAGGCUGUAAAUCGUGGGUGGCUUUUGAGGGAACAGGGCAAGCAGUCCAAGCACUCUGAACUCUACUUGCAUUCUUACCUGUGAGAAAUUUCAGUUUUCCACCUUUGCCAAGAAGGCAGCUGCACACUCAGUGCCUUAAGAAGGAAUUCCAACUGCCCCUGAAUUAGCCUUUCAUAAUCCCCUUAUGACUCAUGCAGUUGCAAAAAUUCUUCACCCUGAUAAUGCGCUAUAAAUUAGGACACUUUUCCACUGUGUCAACAGUAGUCUGAGAGUAUGCCACCUAUUCAUAGGCCUUUCUAUUUCUGGAGGUUCCAUGUGUCCUGAUAUUUAAAGGACGUGCCCCGAACACCAUGGCAACCUCCCCAGCCCUUCAUUUGAAAUGCAAGGCUGAUGAAUUUGAUUUUACUUGAAACCAAUACCUUCUUGCCUUUCAGGUUUAAUCCUCAUAAUGCCCCUUUUCUCUAUAAAACAUGAGAAUAAUGAAGUCAGUGAAUUGAUAAAGGCAACAGAGAAGCAAAUGCUCCUUAACCCUAUUCUGGGAGUGGGGAAGGGCAGGUGAGGCAGGUGAAGAGAACCACUGGAAGAGAGAUUGGGUGUGCAAAGCAUCCGCUAAAAAUGUUUCAUUGUUUUUAAAGGUUCUUAAGCUUCGAAGCAGCAGGAGCCACAGAACGGAGGCACAACCAUAAAGAAUGCCUCUACGUCCUCAUUUUUGUUAGUAUGGUGGUCUUUUAUAUUAGGGCCCAAACCAUUUAGGACUUCAGACGUCAACAUCAUCCUGAAUUAGCUCACAAGGAUACGACAACACAGUCAGCAUUCACCCUUUGCCCCUUACAGCUGCUGUCACAGCCUCACAAGUUGCAGUGGGCUCCAAUAAGUCAGCUGAAAUGAUUUCCUUGAUUUGACCUGGGAAAGUGUUGUGCAUGAGCAGCCUGACAUAAAAAUACCUGCUUUGUGUUGGCGCUUUUCUUUAUGGGUGGGAGGUGUCCAUAUCUCUGACUUGCCCUCUGUCCCAGGGUGUUGUUCAGAUUGGACUCCAGCAACCCCAGAGCUUGGGCUCUGCCUAGGCAUGUGGCUUUGCUGUUCCACCCUGACCCACUUCACUAGCCUAACAAUACAACUUUUCUUCCAGGAUUAAAGAAGUGGGUGGAGGUGGGCAAUUCAGGAGUCUUCCGCCCAGAGAUGCUGCUGCCCAUGGGUCUGCCUGAUGGGGUGACCGUCAUCGCCUGGGGCCUUUCUUUGGAACGGUAAGUGUUUUGGCUGGAGUGUGUGCCCAGGUUAAGCAACCUUUUGCUAUAGUGUCCUGUCCGGAAGUGCCCCAAGCCUGGGGGCUGCCUGUCUCUCUGUCAGGGACCAAGGACUAAUGCAUGUUGCACCCUUCUAAGAGUCUUAAGUCAGCAGAGGCUGGAACUAAUCUCAAUAAAGCUUCAGUCUACAAAUUGGCACCUUCUGUCUCCCAAGACUAUAAAUCUCUGUCGUGCGGCUGCAUGACCCAAAGCCAUGUGCCUUCCUCGCCUCUGCAGGAUUAAACCUCACUCACCUCUUUCCCUCAGACAGGCUGUUUUCCCAGAUCAAGCUUGUGAGCAUCAGCAGUGCUGUAGCCUGUGUGUUGGGCCACAGAAGUUGAGUCAAAGGUGUAUCCCAUAUUUAGAAUGCCAAAGGGUAUGGGGGAAAGAUCCAUUUGUUGGGAUAGUGUGGACAAACCUAUCCUGCUCUAGUUGUACUUCGCUGUGACUUUUUGCUAUGGUCUAGUACAUUAAUACUAUUUUUCAAAUUUUAUUUUAAUGUCUGUUUUGUGUUGUUGCCUUUUGAAAAAUGCUAGGGACGUGAAAGUGGUAUGAAUGGAGAUUCCUCCCUCUUCUCUUUCAGGCCCACCAUGAUCAGGUAUGGCAUCAAUAAUAUCCGGGAACUGGUUGGUCACAAAGUCAAUCUGCAGAUGGUAUAUGACAGCCCACUCUGCCGCUUGGAUGCUUAGUCCACAGAAACUUUCCUCUCUUCAGAGACAUCCCUAUUUAUUAGCACUGCUGCUUGUUGGAAAACUGGGCCUUUCAGGCCUUUCUCCACGCUUUUGGUUCCUUUGGGGGAAAGUGCCUGUCAAGCCAUUCCGCUGUUUUGUAUGGACGCUUUAGCCCCUACACCUUUUGGAGAGAUCAUGGGUGAAUGGGUUCUCCCAAUUUGUGUGGGGAAUAAACUUGUAGCCCAUGUUACAUUCAGUAAAAGUGUCUCGACCACAAGUCUGUGAUUUGAGUAAAUAGUCAGGAAUCGCUGCAAUUCUACUGAUAUGUAGAGCAUAGUUUGUCAGCUUUACCAUCAUGGCCUGUGGGAAAGUAACAAGUUGGAAGGGGAACUUCUGUACCUUUCACCACCCUGCUUAUACCAAAAUAUUGGGGUAUUUUUUUGGGGGGGUGAGGGGUCUUUCUCCUGCAUUGUGGGAACUGGCUUAUAGGUGGGAUACGAUUGCCACUUCUCCCCACCACACAAAAAUUCAGUAUUUAAAAAAAUUUCUGUGCCUUGAAUUCUUUCUUCUAUUUGCCUCCAUGUCAACCUUUCCUCUUCUCUUCCAUUAUAAUCAUUUUAUUGU